UGUGUGUGAGGGUGCUUGCAUACGAAAAGGUUUGGAAAUUGAUCUAUUUGUUGCUCUGCACAGGCAUUGAUGUUGACAUUUGGUGCCCACAAACUCUGACGGGAAGUAAACAUAUAACUUCGCCGGAAUCCAGCCUUUCAACAAAAAAUAUAUGCACGGGACUAGACCAUCACAACAUCACAAGUCUUCACAACAAGACACACAGAGCCUAGAGAGGUCUAACACCGCACAACUACCGCAAUGGCAACACCACCAGAGACCAAAGCCGAAGCCGAGGCACUGCUACCACGAUUUCAAGUGGACAAAGUCUUGAACCAAGACCAGAGUGGACGGCGGAUAUCUAUUGUGGGCACAAUCGACUUCCAACCAGCUCUGAUCGUAUUAGAACGAGCAGCUCUACCAAUCGAGCCCGACCUUGUCACCGUCAUCCUAGGAACCCUCACCAACACGACCAACCUCGGAGCCAACGACAUCUACCGCUGGUACCUCUCCAACCGAACAUCCUACCCACCCGCCAUCCCCAUCGGCACGACACUGACAUCAACCACAUCAUCAUCACCCGUCCCAACCAUUCCCGACCUAAAACUCAACCUCAUCUAUCCCUGCACAGAGCAACAUAUCCGGAAAUACUCCGCCCAACGAGUCCGGCAAGUCAAGGAGACAUCCACAAUCUACCAACAACACAUCUCUCCGUUCAUUUCACGACAACGACAAUCCGGACGUCUGGAUUGGAUCUACAACAUUCUCGACGGACGCACCGAACAGGAAGACGUGCUGUCGCGAGUUGAUUGGGACUCACCCUCUGAUGACGGGUUUCUCCUCCUACCGGAUCUGAACUGGGAUCGCAAGACCGUCACGGGGAUGCAUUUAUUGGCGUUGCCUCAACGGCGGGAUCUGCACUCACUGCGCUCGUUGAAGAAAUCCCACGUUCCUUGGUUGAAGACUAUGCAUGCUCAUAUCACCGAGGCGGCGACCAAGGUGUUUCCGGGUCAGGUGGAUCAGGAUGAGAUUAAGUGCUAUAUCCACUAUCAGCCGACUUAUUAUCAUUUUCACGUCCACGUCGUCCAUGUCAUGCUUGAGGCGGGGACCACGCAGAGUGUAGGUAAGGCGAUCGGUUUAGGUAGUGUUAUUAGUUGGUUAGAGUCCUUGGGAACGAACGGUCAUGGUGAUGAUGCUGAGACGAGUGAUCCCGGUCUGGAUACUGUUGAUCUCGAGUAUUGGGUCGGCGAAGAGAAUGAUUUGUGGAAGAAAUGCUUUGGCAAGUUGAAGAAUGGUGAAGAGGUUGAUUUGAACAAUUGAUUGGGUUUUAGAGAGACACGAAUUAGAAAAAGUUACGGUAUAGUUAACGAAUCGGUCUGGGCACAACCGCUACAUCCUCAAGAUUAGAACAAGACUGAUAGCCAAACAUGAAUAUAAG
Molecule: messenger RNA, 1417 nt
Organism: Exophiala mesophila
Lineage: Eukaryota; Fungi; Ascomycota; Eurotiomycetes; Chaetothyriales; Herpotrichiellaceae
Exons: 1
Coding region: 241-1299 (352 amino acids)
Biological process (GO): deadenylation-dependent decapping of nuclear-transcribed mRNA
Cellular component (GO): nucleus; P-body
Molecular function (GO): RNA 7-methylguanosine cap binding; hydrolase activity
Source: RefSeq, a predicted model, not a curated record